CUUUAAUACCUUUGUCAAAGUAAAACCAUCAGCCAGUGGAAGACUUAAAAUUAAAUUGUAAAAAUGAAACUCCACAUUGGUGCCUUUGCUCUCUGCCUGGUUACCUUCGUUGCUGGCCAGUCUUCAGAUGCUGCCACUUUGCAACCGUCCGCGGAAUAUCUUCCACCAGUGGGAGACAGCGAGGCUGCUCAACUGUCCGAGGACGGAUACCGAUAUAAAACUGUGCGUACAGUAAGACUGCGUCACCGCCGAGAAGUCCCCAACCAAGAAUAUCUACCUCCUUUGGUAAAAGCCCCCACCCAAGAGUACUUGCCGCCAGUGGACGCCGCCGCUAUUGGUGAUACCAAGGUGGUCGAUGACGGGUACCGUUAUAAAACCGUGCGGAAGCUUAAAUACCGCACCCGCCACCGUCGUGACGUUACCGAGGUCGCGACGCCGAGCAACGAGUAUCUGCCGCCUGUAGAGGUUGAGCUGGCACCCGAACUGAAGACCGUACUAGGCGACGAUGGUUAUCGCUAUAAGACAGUGCGGCGUUUAAAGUUCCGUCGCCACCGCCGGGAGGCAGCUGCCGAGGCACCCAACAGCGAGUACCUUCCUCCUGCAGAAGCACCAGCUAUAGAAGCUGAGCCCAAGGACGCCGAAGAGGGAACUGAGCUGGCUAAGGACGGAUACCGCUACAAAACUGUGCGUCGCUUACGUUACCGCUACCGCCAAUAGGUCAGCUUAAGAACCAACUCUUAUAUUGAAUCAACCUGGUAUAUUGAACCCAAUUGACCCCAGAAACACUCAUAAAGGUUUAGCAAUGGCAACAGUAGCACGAACUU
Drosophila bipectinata is the source of this 824-nucleotide messenger RNA. RefSeq lists its product as uncharacterized. NCBI's taxonomy places the organism in Eukaryota, Metazoa, Arthropoda, Insecta, Diptera, Drosophilidae. The record is from RefSeq and is a predicted model, not a curated record.